Lotus japonicus is the source of this 1922-nucleotide messenger RNA. RefSeq lists its product as uncharacterized. The transcript has 14 exons. NCBI's taxonomy places the organism in Eukaryota, Viridiplantae, Streptophyta, Magnoliopsida, Fabales, Fabaceae. Gene Ontology annotation, biological process: RNA processing. The coding region runs from base 88 to 1680 and encodes 530 amino acids. Gene Ontology annotation, molecular function: RNA binding; nucleotidyltransferase activity. The record is from RefSeq and is a predicted model, not a curated record.
CAAUGAAACAAUGUGAAGAAAUUGAGCUUGUUCUUGAGGCUUAAACCCUAAAUGUAGAUUGUAGAGCUUCUUCUAUGGUGCAUUCCAAUGGCGGUUGCAAGCUUAAAAUUCGCGCGCCAACCCAAUCUUCAUCUUCUUUCCACUCCCUUCCAAUGUCUCCGCAUGGUUGUACCGAAAUCCGUCGUUGCAUUUGACGCAGAUGCCGCCACGACAACCGAAAAGUGUAGCGGCUCCAUUCCUGAAGAAGUUGACAAGAAGGGCCCGGAAUGGAAGAGGGUUGAUUCAAAAGAGCUUGGAAUUCAUAAUUCGAUGAUUGGAGGAACUGUGAAAAAGGUUCUUAAUGGGCUCAAGAAAAAAGGAUACGAUGUGUAUCUUGUAGGAGGUUGUGUACGGGAUCUUAUUCUAAAGGAAACACCGAAGGACUUCAAUGUUAUAACUUCAGCUGAGCUCAAGCAGGUCAUGAGAAUAUUUUCAUGGUGUGAGAUUACUGGUAAACGUUCCCCUACAUGUCACAUUCACAUGGAUGGUACCGUUGUUGAGGUUUCAAGUUUUAACACUGCUAGAUGCGAAGUAGGUAUGGAAUUCGAUCAUCAUAUUGAAGCACUUAAUGGCUGUGACGAGAAGGAUCAUCAACGAUGGAUGAAUUGUAUAAACCAGGACUUUACAAUUAAUGGAUUGAUGCUUGAUCCCUAUGCAAGAAUUGUUUAUGAUUACACGGGAGGAAUAGAAGAUAUUCAAAAAGCUAAAGUGCGAACUAUAAUUCCGGGCGAUACUUCAUUUCAGGAAGAUUAUGCUCGCAUUCUACGCGCAAUUAGAAUUGCUGCUCACUUAGGAUUCAGUGUUUCUAAGGAAACUGCUCAUUUUAUCAAAAGUCUAUCUUCUUCAGUCUUAAGACUUGAUAAGGAUAGGCUCCUGAUGGAAAUAAAUUAUAUGCUAGCUUACGGUUUUGGUGAAGCUUCUUUGAGGCUAUUAUGGAAAUUUGGACUUCUCGAUAUACUUCUUCCCUUUCAGGCUGCUUAUUUUGCUCACCAUGGAUUUCAAAGGCUGGAUAAAAGGACCAAUAUGCUUCUAUCUUUGUUCUCCAAUUUGGAUAAGCUUUUGGCUCCAAAUCUUCCAUGUCAUAGUAGCUUAUGGGUUGGCAUCCUUGCAUUACAUAAAACAUUGAGUGAUCGACCAAGGGACCCCUUGGUGGUUGCUUCAUUUAGCCUUGCAGUACAUAAUGGUGGAAAUCUGUUGGAAGCAGUGAACAUAGCAAGGAUGAUCAGCAACCCACAUUAUGUGAGAUUUCCUGAAUUAUUAGACCCUUCAGGUCUGGAUGCAAAGGCACUGGAAGAUGAGACUCUGGAGCUUGCAGAGUCUAUUCAAGGGACACUAUUGCAAAUGACUGAUCAGUAUUUUGUAUCUAAGGCUUUGGCUGACUAUCCCCAAGCCCCUCAUUCUGAUCUGGUAAUCAUUCCAUUAGGACUAUACCGAAAAACAUUCAGCAUUUUCGGAUGUGUGAAAAGGAGUGCUGAUAAGAAAUUUUUGUCAAAGCAAGACAGAAAUAUUGAUUACGAGUCUUUGGCACAUGGUAACCUACAAGAAACACGACAUGUUUUUGCAAGGAUUGUAUUUGAUACCAUAUACCCACUUCACCAGGAUCAAACUUCCCUUAUUAGAGAAAAAUGCUCUCUAAAAUAGACAUUCUAUCAAGAGAAAUUAGUCUGGUGAGAAUUGGAAUAGCUUGGUGAAAGGUCUUCUAGCUCUAUGAGGUACUUGCAGGAAUUAAAAUUCUCUUCAAUUUUUGACAUCAACACUGGUUAAUAAAGGGUAGCAGUGUACUAUCCUACCUUCAUCUGCAAUGUGUACCUAACAAGCUGCUACAUAUCUAGUGGAUAUGAUUUUGCUCAAAAAGCCAAUUCAGAUAACCAACUUGCAUCCAA